GAGCGUGUGACCCCCGCCCCACGCUCGGUGCCGGGGGACGCUGGAGUGCUGCGGCCGUGUUCGUGGGUUGAGCGCCGCGGUUGAUUGCUGUCGACGCUCUCCUGGCCGGGGUCCGGCGCUGUCCCGGAGCACUCUCUCCACUCCCCUGCCUGCGGACUCAUCAUGAGGCGCCUGGGCUCUGUGCAGAGGAAAAUGCCGUGUGUGUUUGUGACAGAGGUGAAAGAGGAGCCUUCCACCAAAAGGGAGCAUCAGCCAUUUAAAGUUUUGGCAACUGAAACUAUAAGUCACAAGGCAUUAGAUGCAGAUAUAUACAGUGCAAUUCCAACAGAAAAAGUGGAUGGAACAUGUUGUUAUGUUACUACCUACAAAGGUCAGCCAUACCUUUGGGCUCGGCUGGAUAGAAAACCUAACAAAGUAGCUGAGAAAAGAUUUAAAAAUUUUCUACAUUCAAAACAAAAUUCAAAAGAAUUUUUUUGGAAUAUUGAGGAGGACUUCAAACCUGUUCCAGAGUGCUGGAUACCAGCGAAGGAAAUAGAACAAUUAAAUGGGAAUCCGAUGCCUGAUGAAAAUGGACACAUUCCUGGUUGGGUACCAGUGGAGAAAAACAACAAACAGUAUUGCUGGCAUUCUUCGGUAGUUAAUUAUGAAUUUGAAAUUGCACUGGUACUGAAGCAUCAUUCUGAUGAUCCUGGUCUUUUGGAAAUUAGUGCAGUGCCACUGUCAGAUCUCUUAGAACAAACACUGGAGCUUAUAGGAACCAAUAUUAAUGGAAACCCAUAUGGGUUAGGAAGCAAGAAGCAUCCGUUACAUCUUCUUAUACCACAUGGAGCAUUUCAAGUAAGAAAUCUACCUACCUUGAAGCACAGUGAUCUGCUGUCCUGGUUUGAAGGUUGCAGAGAGGGUAAAAUUGAAGGAAUAGUAUGGCAUUGCAAUGAUGGCUGUUUAAUCAAGGUCCAUCGCCACCAUCUUGGUUUAUGCUGGCCAAUCCCAGAUACUUAUAUGAAUUCAAAGCCAGUUAUUAUCAACAUGAACCUGAACAAAUAUGAGUAUGCCUUUGAUGCUAAGAGUUUAUUUAAUCAUUUUUCAAAAAUUGAUCAUCAGAAAUUUAGUAGGCUCAAUGAUAUAAUACUCAGUGUAUAAACUGGAAAUGCAAUUAAAAAUCAGCUUCAUUGUUGUUAUAUUUCAA
Messenger RNA from Camelus dromedarius (Arabian camel), 1186 nucleotides. RefSeq names its product RNA 5'-phosphate and 3'-OH ligase 1 (gene RLIG1). Lineage: Eukaryota; Metazoa; Chordata; Mammalia; Artiodactyla; Camelidae. Gene Ontology annotation, molecular function: RNA ligase (ATP) activity. The record is from RefSeq and is a predicted model, not a curated record. The coding region runs from base 163 to 1140 and encodes 325 amino acids. Gene Ontology annotation, biological process: response to reactive oxygen species. The transcript is spliced from 7 exons.